Opisthorchis viverrini is the source of this 2254-nucleotide messenger RNA. RefSeq lists its product as hypothetical. Gene Ontology annotation, cellular component: membrane; cytoplasm. NCBI's taxonomy places the organism in Eukaryota, Metazoa, Platyhelminthes, Trematoda, Opisthorchiida, Opisthorchiidae. Gene Ontology annotation, molecular function: metalloendopeptidase activity. The transcript is spliced from 16 exons. The coding region runs from base 89 to 2032 and encodes 647 amino acids. Gene Ontology annotation, biological process: cell adhesion; proteolysis. The record is from RefSeq and is a predicted model, not a curated record.
GUUUCCCGCCGAAAGAUCGGCAGGAACGACGAAUUUUAUUGUGCUCUUCAGAGGUCUCAGAUCUCACGAAGAAGUUGCUGAGCGUGUAAUGCAUGUGAAUUCAGAAUUCUUAUCGGUCGGAAGUUUACGCAUCACUCCAUACUACACUCUGGCCUUCGAGAACGCUGCUCAGAGUGCGGCUCUAAAAACACAAUUCGUUGAACCCGCUAUCGCCUACUGGUCGAAGGCAUUGGAGGCAAAAUCUCCGAUAAGCGAUGUGCUCAGUUUCGCUCGCCAAUGUAAUGGAGGCCUUUCGCGAAAAGCAGUUGACAUUGAUGGGGUGGAACGCAGCUUUUGCACAUAUGGCUGCAAAGCACAAAGCAUGUGCUAUACUGAACCCAUUCCUGAUGAAUACUUGGACCAAUGCCUAGAGAUUAUCAAUGGUACUCCUCAGAGAACUGGCUACGCUGGAGCUGGGCUUCCGAACACGGAUAUGUUGAUUUUGGUAGACGCCAGCGCGACCUCCACUUGCGACGGUGUAGUUCUGGCAUAUGCAACAACGUGUCAGCUGGAAGUCACACUAGAUCGUCCCAAGAAGGGCGAAACUGGUCGCAAACUGUCGAAGAGUUUUCAAAAACCUUCUGAGAAGUGUAUUAGGUCUAUCCAUGUAUCGCGAAAUCCCGAAUAUCGUACCAACCGAAAUAUGAGGCGACUUGGUAGGCGCAGUCCCCGAGUUUUUGUGAAUUUUAUUUUUCACUUGAAACCGAAUUGGACAGAUUCCGUCAAAUAUAUUGAUUGCAUAUAUCGAUUGCAUAUCGAUUGGGUUUUUACGGUCGACUCAACUGAAUCUCUCAUCUAUGAUAUUCUGUCUAGUUGUCGAAAGGAUGAAACUCCUGCGAUCACUCAACUGCUCCGGCCAGUUUUGGGCUACAUCAAUUUGUGUCCAUCAUCCAUCGGGUUCAACUAUCCGGACAUCAAAAUUGUGUAUUCUGCCAUUCUUCAUGAAUUAGGACAUGCUUUGGGGUUCUCAUCUUUGUUGUAUGCAUUUAUGCGGGACACUGAUGGAAACCCGAGAACUCCACGCGAUCCAAACACAAAUCUUCCGAACCUGGGACGAACAGACCAUGGGACAUUCAGAGCAGCUUCAAGUACCAUAGACAUUGUCAACCGAGAAUGGAAAGCAGCGUUUGGUACGUUCAGUUUGUCAGUCUGGACACUGAAAACUCCUCACGUUUUGGGAUACGCCAGAACCCAUUUUGAUUGCCCCACUCUUGACGGAGUGGAUCUGGAAAACGAGGGAGGGUCAGGUACUGCAAUUUCACAUUUUGAAAAACGCAUUGGGAACAAUGACCUGAUGACGGGAUCCAUCGAACAAUUGCUUGUACCGUCACCUUUAACACUGUCGUUCUUCCAAGACACCGGAUGGUAUAAUGUCGACAUGUCCAGGGCAGCGGACUGGAAAUGGGGUAAAGGUUUGGGCUGCACUUUUGUUCAGAAGAGUUGCUACGAGUUCAUGGAAUCUCGAACUAGAGAACAAUCGAUACGCCCCUGGUGUGCAGAACCACCAGCUGGACAAACCGAAUGCCUGAGCUACGACAACGCAUUUGGACAAUGUGAUUUGCGAAUGCAUUCGUCCAUACUGGAAGCAGAGUACCAAUAUUUCCGUCAACUCCCGAACGUGCCCACAAGUAUGGUGCCAUACUAUGGUGGCAAACAUUCACUGAUGGAUCGGUGCCCCUUUAUUCGGUUCUCUUGCUCUUCCACCCUGGGCUUAAUACUCACACUUGAAGGGAAAUCGUUUCAAUGCCCACUAGAAGGUGGUACGAUUCAGAUCGAUACGGUGGGAACGUACUUCUACCUGACUGGCAAGGCGAACUGUCCGCCAUGCUCAACCGCUUGCAACGACUGUCCGGAAGCACAGGCGAUUACCACCUCACCAGACGCAGCACCAGCCGAAAUACCAUGUGGAUCAAGAACACUCCGAUCGUCAGACGAAUUUAUUAUCCAUGCCGUAAUCUCUGCUGCAGCUCUUACUGUCAGUGAAUUUAUUUGACCAACCACGUGCGAUUUUCAUAAUGAAAGCGCUGACAGGGUAUCAGAACGUUCAGACUAGUUAAAAAUACCAAAAAGCGAGAUUUGGUCGACAAGUCUUAUUUCAGAAGGCGUUGCAUCCAUAAAUGCAGUAAACUCCUUUGCCACAAGUAACUGUCUUUGUUUUAUCCUGUAACCAUUUCAUGUAUUGCAUCAUUCUCCAGUGAACAUAAACCAACUUUGC